GUUGCACUUUCAGUAAUGUCGCACACGACCACCGAAGCCGUUUGUUUCAGCAGAUUUUUCCGUUUGUUGUGUGUGCACUUUUCCUAGAUUUUCGCCUCCGAUUCUGUGCAGAUAAAUCUUCGUGCAGGUAUAAUGUCUUACGUGGGUUCUCCUUAUUCCAACACUUUCCAUCAAGAGGAUUACGACUUGGACGACGACCACUACGACGAUGAUAACGAUAAGGAACGCGAGCACGACAACGAGAGCGACGAAGAUACUGAGGAUGCCAGCGAGACUGAUACUGGACCACACGAGGAGCACAUGGAGAUCAAGGAGCAAAUGUACCAGGACAAAUUGGCAACUCUGAAGAAGAAACUGCAGCAGCUGGAGGAUGGAACGCACUACGAGUACACCAGGAAGGUGAAGAAACUGAACGAGCAGUACGAGGAGCGGAAUCGCCUGAACAACAUCUACAGGGAGUACAUGAUGGAGUGCGUGGAGAGGGAUUACAUCAUAGAGAAGAAGGCGGCGGUGAAGGAGUACGAGGAGAAGAAGGUGGAGCUGAAGGAGAAUUUGAUCUCGGAUUUCGAGGACAAGAGGAAGACGAUCGAGGCGGAGAGGUUCACGAUGGAGUUGACGGGGGAUUCGAUGGAGGUGAAGCCGGUGAUGACGAGGAAACUGAGACGGAGACCGAACGAUCCGGUGCCCGUGCCGGAGAAGAGACGGAAACCGCCGGCGGCGCAGAUCACGUACCUGCUGGAGGAGAAGGAGGUGGAGAGCGAUCUGAAGAAGAUCGCUCAGCCGUACAAGAAGCCCGUGCCUGAGAUCGUCGCCAACGCGAACUCGAAUAGUAGCAGUCAGAACCAAUCGAUGCAAGUGUCUUCGACGGUGAACGAUGCUCCUCCGGUCGUCGAGACGAGGGUGGAGGAUGGUAAGCUGCUGUACGAGCGACGUUGGUACCAUCGAGGACAGUCGAUCUUCGUGGAGGGCAGAGACAUGGCCAAGUUUCCAGCCAGCAUCUCGGCGAUCGCCAACGAUGCGAUAUGCGUGAAGAAGAGCGACAACUCGAAGGUGCGGAUUUACAUAACGAAUCUGGCCAGGGGGAAGGUGUCAAUAAAACGGAGGGCGUCGUAAACUGACGCGCGA
This is a messenger RNA of Nicrophorus vespilloides, 1125 nucleotides long. RefSeq names its product sin3 histone deacetylase corepressor complex component SDS3. Gene Ontology annotation, molecular function: histone deacetylase binding. Gene Ontology annotation, biological process: negative regulation of transcription by RNA polymerase II. The transcript is spliced from 4 exons. Gene Ontology annotation, cellular component: Sin3-type complex. Lineage: Eukaryota; Metazoa; Arthropoda; Insecta; Coleoptera; Silphidae. The coding region runs from base 133 to 1113 and encodes 326 amino acids. The record is from RefSeq and is a predicted model, not a curated record.